This is a messenger RNA of Paramuricea clavata, 423 nucleotides long. NCBI's taxonomy places the organism in Eukaryota, Metazoa, Cnidaria, Anthozoa, Malacalcyonacea, Plexauridae. The record is from the annotation of a GenBank genome assembly.
AUGGAUUGUCAAGAGAAACCUGACAGAUUGGAUCAUGACAUUCUUAAGUGUAAAAAAAAGUGUUGCAGACUGGGUCAUGACAUUAAAUGUGAAGAAAUCUGUUGCAAACGUAAAGCAAGAAUCGAUCGUUGGGAGACCGUCCUAAAAUCCUACGAAGAACUGACCAAGCCUAGCUCUAUGGCCAAACCCACGGUCAUGGCAGACGAUCCUCUAAGACGCGCUUUCAAGCUGACUUGCGAAAUUAAUGAAAUGAAGAAAAAUAAUAUAGAAGUGAAGAGUGAAUUGGAAGCUCUUACUAAGAAGUCAAGACAGUUUACAGUCGACUUUUUAGACGCGUGCCAGGAUAACGAAGACGUUGAUGUUCUUCUAAAUUUUGAACAUGUUAAAACGCUGAGAGACGCUGUAGCUGUUAAGCAUAAAGAG